AUGAAUCAAUAUUCAUAGAAAAUCUUAGAGAAAAGAGAGAGUUUUGCUGAAAUUGAUGAACAAGUAAACUUAGUUUAUGGAGAUUAAGUAGAAAAUGUAAUAGAAAAGUCAUAAUAACCAUAGCUUAAAUAUAUGAUGUAAUCCUUUUUAUUUUAUUGAAGGAGCUCAAGCUCAUCAAAUGAUAAGGAUGAACCUAUAUAAAAUUCUUCUUUGAAAGAAUUUCAUUUGAAUUCGAUUGAGUUAAAAGUAAACAACUAAUUUUAGAAUGACAUAGAAAUUUAAAGUUAUAAACAUACAAACGAUAGUGUUUAAGAUUUUAAUUACAAUGAACAAAAUAAACCUAUGAGAACUAGAAGAAAACUAAAUGUUUAUAAAUCAUUAAUAGAUUUUCAGUCUGAGAAUAAUUCGUCUUCUUAAAAUUAAAGUAUUGUUAUUUGUAAAUGUACAAAAUCAAAUUGUUUAAAAUUAUAUUGCAAAUGUUUUCAUUAAAAUAAAAAAUGUAAUGAUCUUUGCAAUUGUAUAGAAUGUAAAAAUAAGGAAGAAGAUUUUGGGAUUAGAUUUAAUGCUUUAGAGAAAAUCAAAUAAAAAUUACAUAAAUAGAAUAAUGAUGAUGAUUUAUUUGAUAUAUCAAAGAUUUGGGGAUGUAAUUGUUAAAAAUCUUAAUGUUAAAAGAAUUAUUGUGAAUGUUUUGUAAGAAAUUAGAAAUGUUCUUCAAUUUGCAGAUGUAAAAAUUGUGCAAAUAAAAAAAAAUUCCCAUUCUAACAAUAAAAGAAAUAGAAGAUCUAAACUUAGGUUUGA
Molecule: messenger RNA, 798 nt
Organism: Paramecium primaurelia
Lineage: Eukaryota; Ciliophora; Oligohymenophorea; Peniculida; Parameciidae
Source: the annotation of a GenBank genome assembly